AUGAAGGUGUUAUUAGUUUUCCUGACCGUUAUACAAUCUCAACAAAUAAGCUUUGGAGAAAAACCAGGUAUGUUAGAAAUUAAUAUAUAUAUACAAGUAUUAUCAAUAAAAACUACUCCAUUCAUAUCAGUAAUUGUAUAUCAUGCAUCCUGCAUCUUCCUUAAUUUUCCUUGCUUACUAGUUUUAAAGGUUUUUCUAUUUUUACUAAAGAAAUCGCUGACGUUCGUCUUCAAAGACAUGAGCAUGAAUUAAGUGAAUGUGAGAAUAUUAAAGAAGAAGUAUGUUCUCUGUGUUUGCAGAUACCCGGAUGUGCAUGGUGCACCUUGAAGGUGACCGUAAUGUUUUGAUGAGAAUAUUUGUUUUGGUGGGAAAUAUCAAUACAUUUGCAUGAAGACUGGGACGUAUAUAGAUUUAGUUUCUCAUGUUUGAUCAUGAAAUCUAUACAAAAUAGACUAAACUGCAUGCUCUAUUAUCGAGUUAGUUACAUAUUAAAGAAGCCAUGCAUAUAAUUCCUUUUCUAUUAUUCUUUGCUUCCUUGUUUUUCUAUAUAGUUUAACUUGUAUAAUAUACCGUAGUUUAAUGUGUAUAUUCUUUAAUUUGUAAGUAUAGUUAUUGUGUGACGCCCCUCAUGAAAAGCAGCUCACGUUGAUCGAGGCUAGCGUGUUUAAAUAAAGUUUUACCAUACCAUACCAUACCAUACCAUACCAUACCAUACCAUACCAUACCAUACCAUACCAUACCAUACCAUACCAUACCAUACCAUACCAUACCAUACCAUACCAAACCAUAUCAUACCAUACCAUACCAUACCAUACCAUACCAUACCAUACCAUAUCAUACCAUACGAUACGAUACCAUACCAUACCAUACCAUACCAAACCAAACCUAACCAAUCAGAAUCGCGUAUUUUAGAAAUAACUACCAUUAACUGUCUUUUUCUUUCAUUCAUUAUUAGGAUUACGAGCAUACUCGCUGCGACAAAGAAGCAAAUCUUAUCAAGCUUGGUUGCCCGGGAAAUCACACGAUUAAUCCAAAACAAAAUGUUACGGUAUAUAAAAUGGCUUCGUGAACAAGGCCGGUUGUUAAAGGGCGGUAAAGGCAAAGCAUGAUUAUAGCGCUACAACGGCCUUGAGGUCUUUGAAAAACUCACUCGUGCAUGUUAUAUCCAAAUUGCACACGAAACCAUGCUAUUAUAUACCUAUACUUAUAAAUAUAUGCUGUGAGGAAAGUUACUUUGGAGUUUAUAGGUUAACCUAUAGGAUUAGUAUAUAUAUAGGAAUAGGAUUAAGCUAACCGACUUUCGAACAACCGGUUCAUGGCAAUGCCUCAAUAUUACAUCUACACAUGCAAUAUUGUUAACAUUUGCGAAAAAUUACCGAGUAUUGCAUGUGCAUGGACACGAGCAUGUACGUGAACCGUGGACCAUAUAUUAAGAAGACCAAGACGCUAUAUCAAGCAUAAUUAUUUAAUAUUUCAGGUGGAUAACGAAAGUCAUGAUGCUUCAACGAGUCAAAUACUUCCAAAGAAAGUCACGUUAACUGCCAGAGUUGGUAAGUACCGUACAAGAUCUGAAGAAUCACUAUAUAUAGGAAUACUGCUUUCGAGAUACUGUACAUGCCAAAGCUGAGGAGGCUAUAGCGUAUAGGUAUUACUGGAGUAAAACCGUGGUAGGGUCAAGACCAUGUAGCGGCACUCAUAACCAAUUUUGUGUGCAGUGAUAACCAAUUUAUGCAGUGAUAGCGUGCAGUGAUAAACAGUAAAAAUGUGCAGUUAUAACAUUUGUGAUAUUGAAAUUUUUAUUAAUUAAAUUGCGAUAAAAGCAAUCAAAUGCACUGUUUGGCAUAGUGGUAGACUUUUCUAUUAUUUGUAGUCCUGUAUUGGUUAAAAAAGUCUUGCCAUGAAUUGUUUUUAUAGUGGCCGAUAUAUGGUUGUAUUUUCAGUCUAUCUAAAGGGUGUUGCCCUCCACAAGUAAUCUCCGGACUGACAUACCUUCUAUUGCUUAAUUAAGGAAUGUGAGUGGUUAAAGGGAUUCAUAAAAUUAGUUAUGGCGGCACGGCUCAACAACUUACCUAGAGCUGUCUUCACAAAUGUAAAACAAAUGUCAGUAUGCAUGGGGUUAGACAGCGAUAUAUCAAGUACAAGGAAAGAGAUUUGUCAAUGUAUAAACAUGUUAACAUGUUGUCUAGGUGAACCAGUAACUUUCACUGUACAUGUACGACCUGCAGAGAACUAUCCCGUUGAUCUGUAUUUUCUUAUGGACUUAUCCAAAACAAUGCAGGAUGACCUUGGUAAUCUGAAGUCACUGGCUGGAAAUAUUUGUAAGUACAUGCAGUUCUUUAAAAAAAUAUAUAGUUCUCUGAAGAUUGAAGUUAAGAAUUUCAAGGCUAGGACAUUUUCCUAAAGUCUCGGUCAAACGAGGAUGGGAUGAAUGUUUACGACCAAUGCAUUUGUAAUGACGUCAUACCUUGUAUUUUCCAAAUAUCAUAAAAGUUUCAUAAAGUGUAGAUCUUCAUAUCUUUCUUAAGAUGAAUCCUGUAUAUGGAGAUUAAACAAAUCAGGCGAAAGCAUACAAUCUGGUUUAAUGACUCUUUAUAUUUCAAUGUCAGGAGAUUGACUUAUAUGAGCUCAUAAUUAUACCGCUGUUUGUAACAACUGAAAAACUUCUUUCUCGACAGCUACAAAAUUACGAGAACUAACAAGCAAACGCAGGCUGGCUUUUGGAUCUUUUGUGGACAAGGUUGUUCCACCAUUUGUAAAAUAUGAAUUGUGA
Molecule: messenger RNA, 2770 nt
Organism: Paramuricea clavata
Lineage: Eukaryota; Metazoa; Cnidaria; Anthozoa; Malacalcyonacea; Plexauridae
Source: the annotation of a GenBank genome assembly